AUGUCAGCUAUCAUAACUAAAAUCGUUGAAAAAUACAAUCUCACUCCCAAGAUGAGUGUGACCGAUCUCAGUAAAUAUACCUCAGAAUUUCUUGAAAACAUUACCGAUGAUAGAAAGCGGAAUCAAGCUCGACGACGUCUUCGGGAUGGUUUUAAAUUUAGCAGUGAACAGGUAGGUGUAUUGAUACCUAAUCAGAGAGGUGGGAAAAAUAAAACUAUAAAUAUGUGCCUUUGCAAUAGAAUAGUUAUAGCAUCACCCCCCAAAAAUCAGGAAGAAGAAAUUAUCAGAGAGAUAGCAAAACGAAUCUUGCAAAAUAGAUAUGGGUAUAGUGAAGGUCAAGUGAAUGUAUUAUUUGAUUUGCAAAGCGACUUACGUCACCUCUCUGACCAGAAAAACGAAAGUAAGACCAUAAAUAUUGCGAUCUCCAAUCAACUCUCAAAAGGAAUGGAGGAAGAGACUAUUGGAGAUAUGGCGCAACAGAUUUUACGGGAUAAACUUAGCAUUAGAGAUGUAAGAGCCGAAGCUUAUGCCUUAGCCCUAUCAGCAAAAAAUGCUAAUGCUGGCUCAUCACGUCUCACUCGUCUUCGUAGAGAAUUAAGAAACCUUAAUGCAUCACUUGAGAUAAUCGAGGCUACGAAAUUUCCAGAUAUUACAGAAGAAGCCAAUGAAAUCCAGAGUGACAAUCGGAAAAAGGCUGAAACUAAACGUAUUGAUUAUCCAGAUGAAUUUACAUUAGAAUCAGUCAAAGAAAGAUUAGAUGCGUAUGAUAUUAAAACUUUACCUGAUUGUCAGGCUCUUGCUGAUGUUAUGGUGAUGCUUUGUAUUCGUCCUGCUGAACUUGCAACUUUACGUAUUACAGAUGCCGGAGUAACAGGUUAUGCAAAGAACAGGGGUCAACCAGAUAUUCCUAGAAAAUUUAGAUCUAUGGAGAAGGAUCAAGAACGAGCUAAGGAAUUGCUUACAUGGAUUCAGAAUGCUAUAUCUUCUGGUCGAAUGGGUGAUCCAGGUAAGCCAGGAGUUAGAUGGUUCAAUAAAUUCUUAAAAGAUUAUAAUUUAAUUCCCAAAUACUUACGAAAAAUGGGUGCUGUUUACAGUGCAGUAGUACAUAAAGCUGAGAAUCCAGCCCACGCUUAUACAAUUGCUGGGGAAUGUCUACGCCACAAUCCCGACAACUAUACUUCUCCUGUGCAAAAUUACGUUGUAGUCAAUUAUCGCCGGCAAGGACAAAUGCCUGAAGAAGCAAGACCAUUUCAUAUCUAUGAUCAAGAUUAA
Entrophospora candida is the source of this 1272-nucleotide messenger RNA. Lineage: Eukaryota; Fungi; Glomeromycota; Glomeromycetes; Entrophosporales; Entrophosporaceae. The record is from the annotation of a GenBank genome assembly.